Molecule: messenger RNA, 702 nt
Organism: Manihot esculenta (cassava)
Lineage: Eukaryota; Viridiplantae; Streptophyta; Magnoliopsida; Malpighiales; Euphorbiaceae
Product: protein MLP1 homolog
Exons: 1
Coding region: 1-702 (233 amino acids)
Source: RefSeq, a predicted model, not a curated record
AUGGAGGCAAAUGCUCGUGACCUCUCUCUACGAGAGUCUGUCUACCGUAGGAUUGAGGAGGCUCGUCGAGAUGAAAACCUAUCUGCAACCAUUGAUGCCCGGGGCAACCUCGCUGCAGCUCGAGAGCAUACUGCGUCUCUCCAGACGGAACUGUAUGCUGCCUAUGAGGCCUUAAAGAGGGCCGGCGGGAAGGUAGCUGAUGCAGAGGAGUAUGCCAAGUCCAUGGAGGUAGAGUUGUUUAACACCCGAAGACUUCUUGAGGAAUCUAAUGAGAGGGCAGCUGCGGUUGAGGCUCGUUGCGAGGGGGUUUUGAAGCAGCUGUCUUCUGCAGCAGAGGGCCUUCGCGAGAGGGAUGAGGCUAUAAGCCAGAAGGAGGAGAUUCAGCGUCAGCUAGAGCAGCUGAAGGUAAAAUUGGACUCCACAUUGGCUCUGAAGGACGAGGCCUUAGCCCGCGUCGUAGUUUUGAGGCAAGAGCUGAGUGGGCAUGCUGAUAGCAUCAAGGGUUUAACUUCAGCGGCAGAAGAGUUUAAACUUCAGAAUCAGCAACUGUGCCGACAAGUCAAGGACCUAGAGACGAGGUGCUCAGCGCUGUCUGAAGAGGCCAAAUUAGCCGAGGAUAAGGUCCGGCUGGAGAUUGAAAAGCACUUGAAGGAGUAUAAGGAGUCCCCUGAAUUGCAAGAAAGAGACCCAGUAGGCCUGUGA